AGAGAGUGAACAGCCGUCCAGCAUCCCGCCGCAGCCAUGGCCCCUGGCACCGCCUGUGUUCUCCUACUCACCCUGUGGGCCCUCCGCGUGUCCGGCCAGGGCCAGAUUCCUCUAGGCGGAGACCUUGCCCCGCAGAUGCUGCGCGAGCUGCAGGAGACCAACGCUGCGCUGCAGGACGUGCUCGAGCUGUUGCGGCAGCAGGUCAAGGAGAUCACAUUCCUGAAAAACACCGUGAUGGAGUGUGACGCGUGCGGGAUGCAGCCUGCGCGCACGCCGGGCCUGAGCGUGCGGCCCUUGUCCUACUGCGCGGCUGGCUCCUGCUUCCCUGGCGUGGCCUGCACUGAGACCGCGAGUGGCGCGCGCUGUGGCCCCUGCCCCGCGGGCUUCACCGGCAACGGUUCGCACUGCACCGACGUUAAUGAGUGCAACGCCCACCCCUGCUUUCCCCGCGUCCGCUGCAUCAACACCAGCCCGGGGUUCCGCUGCGAGGCUUGUCCCCCGGGGUACAGCGGCCCCACCCACGAAGGCGUGGGACUGGCCUUCGCCAAGGCCAACAAGCAGGUUUGCACGGAUAUUAAUGAGUGUGAGACCGGGCAGCAUAACUGCGUUCCCAACUCGGUGUGCAUCAACACCCGGGGCUCCUUCCAGUGUGGCCCGUGCCAGCCCGGCUUCGUAGGCGAUCAGGCAUCUGGCUGCCGGCGGCGCGCGCAACGUUUCUGCCCUGACGGAUCGCCCAGCCCUUGCCACGAAAAGGCUGAUUGUGUCCUGGAGCGCGACGGCUCCCGGUCCUGCGUGUGUGCAGUCGGCUGGGCUGGCAACGGACUCCUCUGUGGCCGGGACACUGACCUGGACGGCUUCCCGGACGAAAAACUGCGCUGCUCCGAGCGCCAAUGCCGCAAGGACAACUGCGUGACGGUGCCCAACUCAGGGCAGGAGGACGUGGAUCGCGAUGGCAUAGGAGACGCCUGCGACCCUGAUGCCGAUGGUGACGGGGUCCGCAACGAAGAGGACAACUGCCCCCUGGUGCGGAACGCAGACCAACGCAACUCGGACAACGAUAAGUGGGGUGAUGCGUGCGACAACUGCCGGUCCCAGAAGAAUGACGACCAGAAGGACACAGACCAGGAUGGUCGGGGCGACGCCUGCGACGACGACAUCGAUGGAGACCGGAUCCGAAACUCAGCAGACAACUGUCCCAGGGUGCCCAACUCAGACCAGAAGGACAGUGACGGUGAUGGUGUAGGGGAUGCCUGUGAUAACUGCCCUCAGAAGGACAACCCAGACCAGAGGGAUGUGGACCAUGAUUUUGUAGGUGAUGCUUGUGACAGCGACCAAGACCAGGAUGGGGACGGACACCAAGACUCCCGGGACAACUGCCCCACAGUGCCCAACAGUGCCCAGCAAGAUUCAGACCACGACGGUCAGGGUGACGCCUGUGAUGACGAUGAUGACAAUGAUGGAGUCCCUGAUAGUAGGGACAACUGUCGCCUGGUACCCAACCCACGCCAGGAGGAUGCAGACAGGGACGGCGUGGGUGACGCGUGCCAGGGUGAUUUCGACGCGGACAAGGUGGUAGACAAGAUUGAUGUGUGUCCGGAGAACGCCGAGGUCACCCUCACGGACUUCCGGGCCUUCCAGACUGUUGUGCUGGACCCCGAGGGCGACGCUCAAAUUGACCCCAACUGGGUGGUGCUCAACCAGGGGAUGGAAAUCGUGCAGACGAUGAACAGCGACCCAGGCCUGGCUGUGGGAUACACGGCCUUCAAUGGCGUGGACUUCGAGGGCACCUUCCACGUGAACACAGCCACGGAUGACGACUACGCGGGUUUCAUCUUCGGUUACCAGGACAGCUCGAGUUUCUACGUGGUCAUGUGGAAACAGAUGGAACAAACGUACUGGCAGGCGAACCCCUUCCGUGCUGUGGCCGAGCCUGGCAUCCAGCUCAAGGCUGUGAAGUCCUCCACGGGCCCCGGGGAGCAGUUACGGAACGCGUUGUGGCACACAGGGGACACAGAGUCCCAGGUGCGGCUGCUGUGGAAGGACCCCCGCAACGUGGGCUGGAAGGACAAGACGUCCUACCGCUGGUUCCUGCAGCACCGGCCUCAAGUGGGCUACAUCAGGGUGAGGUUCUACGAGGGGCCCGAGCUGGUGGCUGACAGCAACGUGGUCUUGGAUACAACCAUGAGGGGCGGCCGCCUGGGGGUCUUCUGCUUCUCCCAGGAGAACAUCAUCUGGGCCAACCUGCGCUACCGCUGCAACGACACCAUCCCUGAAGACUAUGAGACCCAGCGGCUGCAGCGGGCCUAGGGA
Marmota flaviventris (yellow-bellied marmot) is the source of this 2310-nucleotide messenger RNA. It is a transcript of the gene Comp, whose product is annotated as cartilage oligomeric matrix protein. Gene Ontology annotation, molecular function: calcium ion binding. Gene Ontology annotation, biological process: cell adhesion. NCBI's taxonomy places the organism in Eukaryota, Metazoa, Chordata, Mammalia, Rodentia, Sciuridae. Gene Ontology annotation, cellular component: extracellular region. The record is from RefSeq and is a predicted model, not a curated record.